Messenger RNA from Parnassius mnemosyne (clouded apollo), 2211 nucleotides. The record is from the annotation of a GenBank genome assembly. Lineage: Eukaryota; Metazoa; Arthropoda; Insecta; Lepidoptera; Papilionidae.
AUGAACAGUUUAUACUGGAGUAUAAUUUACUUAUGUAUUGUUCUCUCGACUGCCGAGUUAUUGGGUCCGGAAAGUCGUAAAGAUAAAGAAAAAAACGACGAUGACGACUCUGAAAUUUCAGAGAAUCCAGAUAUAAAUAAAAAGUUUCGUGAUGGAUUUUUGAAGAUGCUUACGGAGAGUAUAAAAGAUAAUUUUGAUAAGAAUGAAGAGAUCGAGGAGACUAUAAAAGAUCUUUUUACAGAUCCUUCCAAAUUGUCUGAUGCCCAAAUAGAACAGAUAAAAUAUGCAGUUAAUCUCUUGAAGAAACGCGCUUUGCUGAAGCAUUCUGACACUGGGUGGAACCAAGAUGCUAAGAUCAAUAAAGAAAAUGACAGUGAGCUUGAGAAAACGGAAGAAGUUCUUAAAGAUAUUUUGGGAAACUUACAAAAUUCGCAAGUUGAAGAAGAACCUGACUUAACACCGGAAUUGAAAGAAGCCAAAGAGAUAUACGAUGCAGCUAUCGCGAAGUUGGACCGUCGGUCAGCGGACCUUCGAGGUGCCAUCUUGCAAGUGAAGCAUGCAGCUGAGCGCGGCUACCGCCCCGCUAAUAUAAAACUCGCCUGGUCCUACCUAUUUGGAGAAGGUGUCGAACUGGACGUGGACAAAGCUAAGGAUAUAUUUGAGAGGCUGGCUAGUGAAGGAGAUGCCGAUGCUCAUGCAGGCAUGGGCUUCUUGUACGCGACCGGAAUCGGCGUGAGCGUAUCGCAAGCUCGUGCUCUGGUCCACUAUACAAUCGGAGCUAUAGAAGGUAGCGACUACGCGCAGAUGGCACUGGCAUAUCGGUACUGGUCCGAAGUCACCGUGCCCAGCUCGUGCCCUAAAGCGUUGCAGUUGUACAUGAAAGUUGCAGCUAAAGUGGCGAGCAAGGUGACUCUGAGCGGGGGGCCCGCGAUCCAGCGCACGAGGCUAAUGGACGAGGCAGAGGGCGGCGGAGCCCUGGACAGCGACCUCAUCGAGUACUACCAGCUGCUGGCCGACAAGGGCGACGUCCAGGCCCAGGUGGGUCUAGGCCAAUUGCACUUCCAAGGCGGGCGAGGUGUGACCCUCGAUAUCAGCAAAGCCCUGCACUACUUCCAGCAGGCCGCCAAGGCUGGCAAUGCUGUCGCUAACGCAUUCCUCGGAAAGAUAUACCUAGAGGGCGGCGAUGGCAUUAAGCCAGAUAACGAGACAGCGCUUCGUUACUUUAAGAAGGCAGCGGAGCUCAACAACCCCGUCGGCCAGAGCGGACUUGGCAUCAUGUACCUUCAGGGUCGAGGAGUACCCAAGGAUACGACAGCAGCAUUCAAAUACUUUACUAUGGCUGCCAAUCAGGGCUGGGUCGAAGGACAACUGCAUCUAGGAUUUAUGUAUUUUGGUGGGAUCGGCGUGCGGCGCGACUUCAAGCAGGCGAACAAGUACUUCUCGCUGGCGUCGCAGUCGGGCCACGUGCUGGCGCUCUACCACCUGGCGCACAUGCACGCGCAGGGGCUCGGCGUGCUGCGCUCCUGCACCACCGCAGUAGAGCUGCUGAAGAACGUGUGCGAGCGUGGAUCUUGGAGUGCGCGGCUAAUGCUGGCACAUGCGGCGUGGCGAGCUCGAGACCUGGACUCGGCAUUCCUGCAGUACCUGGCGCUGGCUGAGCGUGGCCUGGAGGUCGCACAGACCAAUGCCGCCUACCUGCUCGACACAGGCGCGGUGUCGCUAUUCCCGGAGGCGGAGAGAUGGCGGCGCGCACUGCAGCUGUGGGGUCGCGGCGCAGCCCAGGGCAGCGCCGGCGCGCGCCUCAAGCUGGGCGACUACCACUACUACGGGCUGGGCACCGCGCCCGACCUGGAGGCCGCCGCGCACCACUACAGGAUCGCAUCGGAACAGCUGCACAACGCGCAGGCGACUUUCAACCUGGGCUACAUGCACGAGCGCGGGCUGGGGCUGGCGCGGGACCCGCACCUCGCCAAGCGCUGCUACGACCUGGCGGCCGACACCUCGCCCGACGCGCGCCUGCCCGCCGCGCUCGCGCUCGCGCACCUGCACGCCACCGCCGCGCUGCACUCGGUGAUGGAGAGUCCUAUAGCUGCACUGUUCCUGUCUGGUGAGUCCGGGCUGCUGGACAACUGGGACGCCUAUCUGAUCGCCGUGCUGGCCGCCUCACUCGGCCUCGUUGUUCUGCUGCGUCGCCCACAGCGCCCCAACUGA